Molecule: messenger RNA, 2416 nt
Organism: Gadus morhua (Atlantic cod)
Lineage: Eukaryota; Metazoa; Chordata; Actinopteri; Gadiformes; Gadidae
Product: tyrosine-protein kinase STYK1
Exons: 8
Coding region: 401-1486 (361 amino acids)
Biological process (GO): positive regulation of kinase activity; protein phosphorylation; multicellular organism development
Cellular component (GO): signaling receptor complex; plasma membrane
Molecular function (GO): ATP binding; transmembrane receptor protein tyrosine kinase activity
Source: RefSeq, a predicted model, not a curated record
ACAUUGACAUCCUAGAAACAUUCAGAGCUGUGUUCAAGAGUGGUUUUCUUUUAGUCUGAUAAGGCUUCUAUCUUGACUUAAAAGACACUUUUAAAGAAGAUUUUUCGAUUAAAAUGGAAAUACACACGAUGAAGAAGCGUCCGACUCCGUGGCUGUGGUCGUUAUUCCCACUGUACUGGUGAUCAGUUCUGUGGUCGUGGUGUCCCUCAUCUUCUGCAGUAUCCUCAGGAAGAGGAGAAUCAGCCCGCUGAGCUUCAUAGGCAGCUCAGUGCAGAACACCAACAGUAGGAACGUUUACACAUCCGUUAACGGAAUCAAAUGACUCGGAUUACAUUUUUUCUGCACUUGUUAAACGUAGAGUAGAGACUGUUUACAGUGGAUCCAUUCCCGGGCUUAUCGUAUGGAUUUGACAUUUGUCCUUUUCUAUUUCCCCCCAGAAGGUCAGCAUUGUUCUUCCCUGGGUGCAGAGCCUCUGAUCCCCUGUGGAGUGAGAGAGGCUCUGCACCCGUGGGAGAUGCCUGCAGAGUGGGAUGUCGAUGGCGUGGAGCUGUUGUGCACGGGGAGCUACGGCCCUGUCUGCGGAGGCUGGCUGGCCAGAGAGGGACGCUCCGCAGCAGUGGUGGUGAAGGCGCUCCGGGAUCCCGCCAGCCCGUCUGAAGAAAGAGAGUUUGCUGAGUGGAUUCUGUUCCACGCCAAGGUGUGCAAUAAUAAGAGUGAGCGGCUGGUGCGGAUGCUGUGCUGCCAGGCGCAGCGUCUUCCAAUGUACCUGGUCCUGGAGGCCCACAGCCCAGGCAACCUGCUCCAAUUCCUCUGGGGCCUCAGAGAGAAGGAUUCAGACAAGGGGCCGCUGCACGUCUCGGAGAGGUCAGUGUUUCUGUUGGCGACCCAGGUGGCAGAGGGCCUGGAUUACCUCCUGACAGAACACAGGGUAGUGCAUGGUUACGUCGCUGCAAGGAACAUUCUGAUUGGCCCAGACCUGUCUGCCAGGGUGUCUGGAUUGGGCACAGCAUUUGCCGAGCACCAAACAGACAGAACUACAAGGGAGCGGCCCAUGGAGGUACCCCUGAAGUGGCUGGCUCCUGAGAGGAUUACCAACCAGCCAGCCUUCCACAGGAGUGAUGUGUGGUCGUUUGGAAUCUUAUUAUAUGAACUUAUAACCUCAGGGUCCCCUCCAUAUCCUGAGUUGGAACCCCAGUCUGUGCUUCCACAUCUUCAGAGUUCCUACCGAAUGGAACAACCAGAAGGCUGCGGGGCCCCUCUGUACAACCUGAUGAAGUACUGUUGGAUUUGGAGCUUCAAGGACCGUCCAACCUUCUCCGCAAUCAUCAAGCUGUUGGGGUCCACCUUGGACCUGGCCGCUACGGAAGCCCUGCCGUCCCAAGGGCUCAUAGACGCCGCCCAAUACAACAAGAUAGCAGGCAUACAUCCCCACUUAUGGCAGCUGUCACCAGACAGCCCAAUCAAACAAGAAUCCAGUGCGUGUUAGGGUGAUUAUAGUGUGUCAGGGUUUUUGACGACAUUCUGUAUGGUGAAUACUAUGGUUGUGAUCGAGGUGUUUACUGGACAUGGUCAAGUACCAUUAUGAUUGAUUGAAAACAGCGCAAAGGAGUCAAGUUACAUUUGACACAAUGAUACAAGAUAGUUGUGCUACUUUGUAGGAGCAGUUUUUCCAUAAUUCAAAAAAAUGCCAUAAAAUAUGUCAUAUUGCAGUCUUUUUAUUUUCAAAAUGAGCAGAAUCAAAAAUACAGAUUUUUGUACAUGCCCUUAUCUGCUGUGCAAAUUUGGACAAUGACCCGACAAUGCUCAGAAUGCAUACAACACUGACCUUGCAGUUUCAAAGUGGGAGGACAUGAAAACAUUGGGAAUGAAUGUGGUGUUUAUUUAGUCAGAACUGGAAUGCAAUAAGUUAUGGAAGCCGCAGAUAGAAGAGCAGCAAAACCAUAUCUAGUUCGAUGUUUACAAUUUCAACAUUGCAGGCAACUUAAUUGACAAUUAUUGUAUGCCAGUUAUUUAUAAAGAACAGCAAUUUCAUUCUAGGUCCUUAUUUUCUUUCAAGUUUUUUAACAAAGGAUAUUAUUCUAAAUGUAGACACAAAUGUAUUCAUGCAUGGAUUACUUUUGAAAGUCAAACCAAAUAGCCUCAUAAAACAGAGGCAAAGAUGUACAAGCAAAAUGCCCAAAUACCAAAAUCCAAUAGAGAAAAGAAAAAAACAUAGAAUCGAUCAUGGUAAUAUUGAAGUCAUCGUUUAAUUCGCAGUAUCCUAAAAUCGGAAUAACAAAUAUUUCAAAUGAGAUGUUACAUAGAUGAUUGAUUUAUGAGUUGUAUUUUUAUAGAAUUGGUCAAAGCGCCUUUUCUCAACAAGUGUUAGAAUUGGAUACAACAUUUACCUCACGUGUUGACUACAGUCAAAGGGAAU